GAUAUUACUGACCCAUUACUGCGGAACCACCAAAAGCACACAUUCAUGUCAUAUUCGUAUCCAGAAGAAAAAAAAGGGGUUUUGACUGGAUCCGAGGAGUAUUUAUAUAUCGUCGUCGACGACUCUAAUCUCUAUAUUGAGGGAAAGUACACCGUCGGCGAAAUUGAGCACUUGGACGUUUAUGACUACAAGAGAGAAUCUUUACGCUUCGACCAGCUUCGGAUUGAUUAUGGACGCCUUCUCAGAAUAAUUCAGGGUGAACGUACAUUGGGUGAACGUCCAAUCGUUGUUGGUUCUAUUUCGCCAAGUGAUACACUGUGGCAGCGGAUUCGAGAUGAAGGCUUCACAGUAAAGACGUACCCUCGGAAUGCUGAGAGCCAUGAGAAAAGGGUCGAUAUGAAAAUUGGACAAUAUAUAAAUGGAAUCUUCUACAAUAAGGUGCCUAGUGUGUUGGCACUGGUCGAUGGUGAUGAUAAAUUCCAACCUGUAUUACAGGACGCCGUUCAGUUAGGGUGGACGGUCGAGAUAUACUUUGGAAUUCUGCUAGACGAACCUAAACCGAAGGGCCCGGUUUUCCAAUCUCUGGGCAAUUUCUACAAAACUCUCUCAUAUGGCUACGGAGCUGAAGGUAAUACUAAAGCUACGGACCUGGCGGAACCCCAAAGAAAAUGGGAAUCCUUGAGCUCACUGGCGAUGGCAUUUCUCAUUGGGGAACCAACGAGAUAA
Molecule: messenger RNA, 726 nt
Organism: Ambispora gerdemannii
Lineage: Eukaryota; Fungi; Glomeromycota; Glomeromycetes; Archaeosporales; Ambisporaceae
Source: the annotation of a GenBank genome assembly